Molecule: messenger RNA, 1252 nt
Organism: Ceratitis capitata (Mediterranean fruit fly)
Lineage: Eukaryota; Metazoa; Arthropoda; Insecta; Diptera; Tephritidae
Gene: Pex7
Product: peroxisomal targeting signal 2 receptor
Exons: 3
Coding region: 7-1011 (334 amino acids)
Biological process (GO): protein import into peroxisome matrix
Cellular component (GO): cytosol; peroxisomal matrix
Molecular function (GO): protein binding
Source: RefSeq, a predicted model, not a curated record
CCGAAAAUGCAAUCGUGUUCCACUCCUGACCGCCAUGGCUACAGUGUUGGCUUUUCGCCCUUCCAGCCGAAUCAUUUAUUGCUGGCAACAAGCCAGCUGUAUGGUUUGGCUGGUGGUGGCACGCUAUUUCUGCUAGAACUACCUCCGCCGGGUGGCAAGGGCUUGACGGAACUUGGACGCAUGGAGUGGACUGAUGGACUUUUCGAUGUGGCUUGGUGUCCGUACGCAGAUAAUAUAGCGGCAACGGCUUCUGGCGAUGGUUCGUUACAAAUUUGGGGUGGUCUAGAUGAUAACCUCGUUACAGAGACAGACUUGAAAACGUCAAAACAACCGUUAAUUUGUAUGCAAGAACAUAAAAAUGAGGUUUACAGCAUCGAUUGGGGCGAACAGUGGAAUUGUCAUCAACUCUUGUCGGCCAGUUGGGAUGGUACCAUCAAAUUGUGGGACUGCCAUCGCCAGAAUUCGAUAGCCACCUGCAGUGGACACAGUGACCUCAUCUAUUGUGCAAAGUUCUCACCGCUUAUUGCCAAUCUCUUUGCUAGCGUAAGUACAGAUGGUAAUUUAAACUUAUGGAAUUCUGCUCUUGAAUUUUCAGGUAAACCAUUGAUGAGCAUCGAGGCAGCACACAACGGUGAAGUAUUGGCCUGCGACUGGAGUCAAUUCGAUCGAAACAUAUUGAUGAGUGGCGGCUCGGAUGGUUUGGUGCGUGCGUGGGACUUGCGAAAUAUGCGACAUCACAUUUUUCAGCUUUACUCGGGAGAAUUCGCCGUACGAAGACUGGCUUGUUCGCCGACCUCGGCGUCGAUAGUGGCGACGGCUAAUUAUGAUUUCACAACGAGAAUUUGGGAUUUCAAUCAAUCUUUGGACGCCAUGGAAGUCAAUGUAAAUCACACAGAGUUCGUUUGCGGCUUGGAUUGGAAUACGAGCAUACCACAUCAGCUAGCGGACUGUGGCUGGGAUUCCAUUGUUAAUGUUUACACGCCACGAACCUUGAAGGAGCUACUGGACUAGUGUGAGCUCGCCUUGUGGUGGAUUAUGAUGAUUUUGAACUAACUUAGUACGCUUUGUAAAUGCGCUGUGAAUAAUUGUUUAGUAAUAUCUAGAAAAUAGGAGUUAAGCAGCAGGAGAAUAACCGCAGACAGAUUAUUACGGUUGAUCUACAAAAUAUAUCAAAUAUAUGAUCUGCCCAUCCAUGAAAGUGGAUCAAGAGAUGAAUAUAGCUGAGCUAUAUAUAUUUUGCCAACUAAGUGUC